UAGGUAUGUAAUUUUCUCGUCUUUGCCUAGGGGGAAAAAAAACCCCGAAAGGCCUCCCCUCCGCCGCCGUAAAGCUUCGGCCGUCGGGAUCUCCGAAUCGCCGCCUCCACCCUAAUCCCCUCCGCUUCUGUCGGCGUGCAGGCUGCGCGAACUCAUCAGAAGCGCCGCCUCCACCCUAAUCCCACUUCUGUCGGCCUGCGGCCUGUGCGAGCUCCGAUCCGCCGCCUCCACCGGAAUCGCCUCCGCUGCCGUCGGCCUGCGGGAGCGCUUCGAACCGGCAAGGAUGAAAUCGCGCAGGGCGCUGUGGAUUUCCAGGGAACGGACCAGAAGAACGGCGAACUACGAAGACCGGGAGAACCCCUUCUGGGCCCUUGCAGGUAUGCCGCCGCCGUCGUCUGUGCCAUGCCAACUACAGUCGACUGGUGGCACUGGGAUGGAGUCAAGCCCGGAGCACCUCCCUUCGCCGCCGUGCCAGGCAAGGACACCAUCGCCGCCCCCGAGUGGGAGGGCAUCAUCGCCGUCGCAGCUGCUCCCCUGGGAACAGAGGGAGAGGGAGAGGAUACAAUCACCGCCCAUGAGUGGGAGGGCAUCAUCGCCGUCGCAGCAACUCCCCUGGGAAGAGGGGGCAUGCCCGGAGAGGGUACGAUCGUCGCCGAUGAGUGGGAGGGCAUCAUCGUCAUUGCAGCAGCUCCCCUGGGAAGAGAGGACAUGCCCGGAGAGGAUACCAUCUCUGCCAAAGAAGAAAAUGUAUUGGUUUGCUCGCUCUCGGGAAGCCAAUUCCGUGCAAGUAUCACGUCCAGGGGAAGCAUCAUAUCCUGAGGCAACCGAGGGCAAACCAGAGUAUAAUCUGCACGUCUUGAAGAGCAUGAAGAAGAAGAAGAAAAAGAAGAAGAAGCGGGGCAAAAGGAAUAAGAGAGGUCAAGGCGGCUCCGAGGACAAGAGCCAAGAGAAGCAAGAGGUAGCACAAGAGCAUCUGGGCUCGGUGUCGUCCUCAUACAGCUCUCCGCUGCGUGAACCGCAAGCUCCACUUGUGCCUAUGUGGACGAGUCCUUCUGGAGAGGUGGUGUAUGGCAUCACCGAUGAUCCCACAGCUGCAGAAGCCUAUCAUUGGGCUUUUCACGAGUACAAGAACAAGAGAGCACGCCAGGAACUAUUACCGACAGUAAGGUCGUCAAUCUCUGCUGCUAUUGAACACUAUAAUCCCGAGCAGAAGAAAACACAAAUAAAUGCUUCCAAAUCCAUCGUGAGCCUUUCAGCUUAUCACGAUGGUAGAGAGAUUAAUCAGGGAACUGGUAUAAUUAUCGAGUGCGAUGAAGUGAAGAAUUCUGCUAUCAUUUUAACUUCUGCUUGGCUCAUUUGCAUAAAGAAACCUUUUGAUGAUUGGUCGCAUAAAGAUUAUGCUCCUGAGGCUAAGGUCACUGUUCACAUGUUGGAUGACACGAUCUCAGUGUGUCGAUUGCUGUACUUCAGCAAGCAUUUCGAUAUUGCCUUAUUUGAAACUGUAGGAGGGCUAACUAUACCGAUUAUGCCAUUGAAAUCUGAUUUGGAAUAUGGCCAGGAUUUCUGUGUGCUCACCAGAGACAUAAAUAUAGAUUUGAUUUGCACAACAGUCAAAGUGAAGUACUUAGAUCCGUAUGAGCACCAACACAAUCACUAUAUGUUCAUUGGUGGUUCCAUUCCCAAGUGUGGUACUGGAGGUGCAUUGGCAGAUUUCAGUGGAAACACUGUUGGGAUGUUAUUCUGCACCUUGCCCAUGGUUGCAUUCCUACCGAGCUCCCUGAUCCUCACGUGCCUAAGAUUGUGGAAGAAGUUUGGGCAAAUUGUUCGACCUCAGCUUGGUUUGAAGUUUAAAACAGUGGAUUUUCAAGAGAUGACGCUUAUUGAGUUGCUGUCUCGUAAAUACAAUAUUACCUCUGGUCUUAUUGUAGGAGAGGUUUCAGCUGAAUGUGCUGCUGAGAAACUUGGCAUUCGAGUUGGGGAUAUUAUUCUCUCUCUCUCCAGGGAGAAAGCAUUUCAAGUAUAAUCCAGUUGGAGAAUAUAUUGCUCAGUAUUGGUGAGAGAUAUCUUGAGGAGGGUAACGACUCCAGCUCUAAGGUUGAUAUCAAGGUUGGUCUAUUUCAUGUGCGUAAAUGUACCAGAAGAUUUAUCACUUUAUCAGUACGGUUGUCUGGUGAUAUUGAAGUCUUUCGCUGAGCUCGAUGGCGACCUCCUGACGAACAGAAGAGAUGGUGAGACGACAAGUUAGUACUGCAUGUUGGAAGGAAUGAAGUCUUUUAAGAGGAGUGGUGUUCAAAGUUUUUGGUCUGGCUGGUUAUACUCUGAUGUCUGCAAGUCUGUUCGUGGUCUUGAUACAUGAUUUCUAUUGUUGGGUUUCCAAGUGUGUGCUUGCAGUUGCACCCAUUAGUCCCUUGCCACAUUCUUGCGGUUUUACACCUAUCCUUGUGUGAAUUUUCGGUCGGGAUCUCGUCAGGUGAAGGAAUCGCACUGAUUUGCCUGCUGUGGUUCAAAUUGUUUGGUUUGUUGAUUUUGUUAAUUUAUUACUCAAUCCGUCCCAGAAUAUAAGAAGUUUUAGAGUUGGACAUGGUUAUUAAAAAGGUAGGUAGAAGUAAGUAGUAGAGGGCUAUUAUUGGAUGAGUAGUGGAGGUUGGUGAGAAAAGUGAAUAGUGGAGGGUUGUUAUUGGUUGGGAAGAGAAUACCCAUGUGUUGUGAUGGGUGAAGACGGUACGGACGAAGCUCAAAGCUGACAGGUGGUAGAAGCACUCGAUCAGGAUUUGCACUCGGGCAAAUUCGUGCUCCGCUAUGUAGAGCUGGAUCGUGCUCAGACACGACUUCGAGCUAGCCGUGAGGAAUAGGUGGCAGCACAUUUGGAUGAAGAGCAGUGGUCGACGUGGUACACGACCAUGCUAAGGUAUGGUUGGACCAUCGGAGGAUCUGAGGUAAUGCGUGGAGAUUGUCACGUUGCUCUUGCUGCUCGACAACAUGGCCAUGUCGUGCUCCCUUUGGACAACAAUUCAACGAAGGAAUGCAGAAAGAUCAAACAGAGAUGUUUCUUAUCUCGUUUUCAUUAAACUUUCAUACCAGGUUCCUUUUCUAGCAAUUUAGAUUUGGAAACCCUCUAUGAACUGCGGGAGAGGCUCUCCCUCCCCAGGCUACUGUUUUUCUCUGAUUACUAUUCAACUA
Messenger RNA from Oryza sativa Japonica Group (Japanese rice), 3180 nucleotides. RefSeq lists its product as uncharacterized. Lineage: Eukaryota; Viridiplantae; Streptophyta; Magnoliopsida; Poales; Poaceae. Gene Ontology annotation, molecular function: protein binding. The record is from RefSeq and is a predicted model, not a curated record.